AUGAGACUCACACACGAGUAUGUUUCGAACGCGCCAUCCCACCUUAACCCAUUGAAGGAGAGAGAGCUUGAGCUUAGGGGACUGCAAAUACCAGUUAUCGAGAACUUGGCUUCGCAUCAGGGAUCAUAUGAUACUCUCAACUUGAGCGAGAAUUCUAUAACCGUCCUCGGUAACAUCCCAAACUCUCCGCGGUUACAAGCUAUUCACGCUGCUGGUAACCAAAUAACGACUAUCAGUCCUUCGUUACCUCCUAAUGUGAGCCUGAUCUUCCUCACAGACAAUGUCAUCUCAUCACUCGCAUCCCUCAUACCGCUCGAACAAUUGAAAUCUUUACGGCACUUGUCCCUCAGAGGAAACCCUGUCACACAGCAAGAACACUACAAGGAAUUCGUUGUCUGGAAGGUGGCCGGGGGAAAACUCCACACUCUCGACUUUGAGCGCAUCAAAGACUCUCUCCGCGAAUCCUCCCGCAAACUCCUCAUCGACCCCGAGACCGAGCUCCCCAACUCUCUCGCCCACCAACUCUCCAUCCCCACAACAUCUGCCAUCCCCGCUUCCUCUUCUGCCUUUGCCGCGUCCGCGAGGGUGAACGCCGACGGUGCUGGUGCGGGCGUAAAGGGCGGAAAGGGAAGGUUGAUGACGCCGGAUGAGAAGCGGAGGGUUGUGGAGGCUUUGACGAGCGCGCAGACGAGCGAGGAGGUGAGAAAGUUGGAGAGGAUGUUGGCGGAUGGAAUCGUCCCUGAGGGUGGGAUGGAUGAGGCUAUUGGAAAGGAGUAA
Cryptococcus wingfieldii CBS 7118 is the source of this 777-nucleotide messenger RNA. RefSeq names its product U2 small nuclear ribonucleoprotein A'. Gene Ontology annotation, molecular function: U2 snRNA binding. The coding region runs from base 1 to 777 and encodes 258 amino acids. Gene Ontology annotation, cellular component: U2 snRNP. The transcript is spliced from 7 exons. Lineage: Eukaryota; Fungi; Basidiomycota; Tremellomycetes; Tremellales; Cryptococcaceae. Gene Ontology annotation, biological process: mRNA splicing, via spliceosome. The record is from RefSeq and is a predicted model, not a curated record.